CAGGUUGACAACGCUGUUAUUAUACGAUCAACCUCUGCUGGAGCUGCAUGUGUGAGUUUCUCAAACAUGCAAACGCUGCCACAACAUCACCUCACACAACACUUUUGGGAAAGAGAGACCGUAUCAUCAAAACUACCGGUAUUACACAGAGAGAGCAUGAGCAGACAGCGCCGUCCCUCGGGAACUCAUCACAGCUCCAGACUGGACGUUUUAGAUAACCAAGAGAGAGAACAUCCCUGGCAACAUCCAGACAACAUCCACAGGGCGAAAAACACGGAGCAGAACGAAUACGUUCCUUCGCGGAUAGCAUUAGGCAAAAUAUUCCCCCUAAAACCAGUCCUCCACAAGAGAGCGUUCAGCUUGAGUAAUGUCACCAAAUCACAACAUCAAGAGAUACUUAACUCGCGUUUGCCUACACUGGCUGAUCAAGCUGCGGUCCGACAGCAACAGAAGACUGCGAGGAAACUAGAUCCCAUCAGCUCAUCCCAUCGAACAGGGAGAAAAAACCAGGAUCAGGAAGAGAAGCAAACACGCUUGCCGAACGAAAUCCAGAUGCUCCAGCAGAAGAUUUCCAAAGCAGAAGAGACUGUACGAAGAGUCCAAAAAGAGAAGAACAGAGAGAUAAAUCGAUGUUAUUUCGAGGACGACAGGUUCUAUGGUAAUGGAUAUGGCGAAUGGGAUGAGGAAAGGGACAGAUAUGGGAAUGGAAGAGAUGAUAUGGAAAGAUGGGAGGAAUGGGAGCGAGAGAUGGCGGAGAGGAGAAGAGAAGCUGUGAAACGUGAGGGACGGGGACGACCUUUGGCUUUAGACGUGGCGAAGGGUCACAAGCCUGAGGAAAAGAGAGAGUGGGAUGACUACGAACACACCGGAAAAGGGAACGGGCGACGCGAGAGAGGAAUGGGAUGGGAUGAUCAUGCCAGAGGAAGAAAUGAAAUGCACGACCUCUAUCUGGACAGAGAAGAUGAAGACGUGAGAAAACCAAACACAUGUGACUCUACGAGAAGGGACAGAGCUCACCUCAAACAUGAGAGGAGGGAGAAUAAACAGGGAUUUGAUGAACUGAAGGAGAAGCGCCUGCAGCGUGUUGAGCUCACUCCCGGGGAGUAUCCCGACGCCCUGCAGCGGCCGGUUCCCUGUAACGUGUGCGGCCGAUGCUUCGCUCGAGACCGGCUGGAGACACACACGAGAGUGUGUGAGAAAAAGAGGCCUGAGCGCAAGGUCUUCGACACGUCCCGGCACAGAGCCAAAGGAACCGAGCUCGAGAGGUUCAUGAAGACCCACGGCAGGAGCAAAACGCCGGAACUUAAGAAGAAUACGUGGCGGCAGAAACACCAGGCCUUCAUUCAGACCAUGCGUCAGGGUCGAGAUCCUGAGCCACAGCCGGGGUCCGAUCUGCACCCAGAGUACGUGUCGUGUCCUCACUGCGGCCGGAGGUUCGCCCCGGGCCCGGCCGAGAGACACGUGCCCAUGUGCCAGAACAUCAGGAGCAGACCCGCGCCUCCUAAAGCCCCGCAGGGCAGCGCCAGGAGGACCACGGCACGGUGAAACA
This is a messenger RNA of Rhinichthys klamathensis goyatoka, 1549 nucleotides long. RefSeq names its product zinc finger, C2HC-type containing 1C (gene zc2hc1c). The record is from RefSeq and is a predicted model, not a curated record. The transcript is spliced from 2 exons. NCBI's taxonomy places the organism in Eukaryota, Metazoa, Chordata, Actinopteri, Cypriniformes, Leuciscidae. The coding region runs from base 67 to 1545 and encodes 492 amino acids.